Messenger RNA from Brachypodium distachyon (stiff brome), 4203 nucleotides. Its product is annotated as probable LRR receptor-like serine/threonine-protein kinase At1g63430. The coding region runs from base 1803 to 3932 and encodes 709 amino acids. Gene Ontology annotation, molecular function: ATP binding; protein binding; protein kinase activity. The transcript is spliced from 16 exons. Lineage: Eukaryota; Viridiplantae; Streptophyta; Magnoliopsida; Poales; Poaceae. The record is from RefSeq and is a predicted model, not a curated record. Gene Ontology annotation, biological process: protein phosphorylation.
UUUAUACUCUGCUAGUAAAAUGAAUUGUAGGUUGUUCUUACUAUGUACUCCCUCUGAUCCAUAAAAAGUGUCGCCCACUUAGUACAAAAUUUGUACUAACUUAGUACAAAAUGGACAACACUUUUUAUGGACCGGAGAGAGUACAAAGUUUGCUGGAGCACAUCAAGGGCAUCAUCAGCUCCGGCAGGUAAGCACAAUCGAAAUUGCCCAUUCACUUAGAGUUACUUCACAAAUGUUUCAUGUAUUCUAGUCAUUGGCAACUAGCAAGCAGACUAGAGCUGCUGACAAUGGCUCAACGCAAACAAUCAUUUAUCCAGUAUUUUCACUGUGAGGUAGGCACAUACAUCAAUGUCCAAGCCCAACUGAUGCCCCCAUGCAUAGGAAGGGAAGAAGAGGAGGUACCAUUAUGAUGGGAGGUGCUGUGAAGUUUCUGAUACAUGUAUGGCCGUGUCACUUGGUGGUACGAAACCUGUGGUGGCAUCUUCAAUUCAGAGCCAAUGGCAUUGAGCAUGUUUACUGUUCAGUAGGGAGCGAAUCCAGGCUGCAUUGCUUGCUUCACGUUGAUGGCAGCUAGUCAGAAUUAUGGUUCUCCCAGGCUAUAGCGAUGUGACAAAGAUUAAGAUGUCUGCUCAUUUGCAUUCGGUGAAAAGUGGCAUCAGGAGGAAGACGGAACCUGGAGACCGACCAAGUGCCAACAUCGUAUAAUCUUCAGUAUUCUGUAUCCUUGCAGAGCUAGUGCAUUGAGAAUUCAUCUUUCUUUCUGGAUAAAUUUCGUUUCUUGAUACUGAAGACCAUUGCACGACUCAACCUAACAAGAGGAAAAAUAACCACUUCUUUUUCAAAAGGCUAAUGUCUUUCUCAUAGGAGAAGCUUGCGCCUGAAGGCUGCUGUGCCCCCUUCCAUGUUUUUUCCCAGCCAUAGAGAUAAUCAUCGGUACCUCGUUGAUUUGCUUGGAAGCGUCACGGGCUCACUUUCAGGUCAUCUUUAAGCUAAACAAUCUCCAUUCCUCUGGUCUUGCAUCAUGUGCAUAUUUGCAUAAAACUUUUAAAUUAUGCGAUGUGCAAUUGGUAUGUACACUGGGAAGACGAAAAAUUCAUUUUGUGGAAGAUGCAACGAGCAUGUGUCCUAAAUCAAUUUGCAGCAAAAGGAUGCUUUUGAGUUAGUCAAUUAGUCUAGCUUAUAUAUUACCUUUCCUUCUGAAAGCUAACAUUUUGGUGGCAUGAUGGCUCCCUAUUCUUGACCUUUUCCCUGUCAAAUUACGCAAAACAUGGUGAUGUGUACUCCCCUUAAAAUAAUUUAGCGUCCUGCGAUAGUGGUUGCACCAACUCUUCAAAGGGUUAUUGCGUCAUUCUCUUUAGUAAAAUCCCAUAUCACAAAUCAACGAUUCAAAGAACUAGCUAGAGAGUAGUAAAAAGGAAACAGCCAACCCGUCCGGCCAUGACAUCGAACGAAACUAUUGUUUUCUGUCCUGAUCAUCGAAAGAUUUAUAGUGGACUUUCUAACACGUCGUUCUCGGCGCGCGUAUGCUUUAGGGAGCGUGCCAACUUAAGCUUGAAUUAGUAGUAGUAGCACGAAUCACUUCAAAAUUCAAACUGUACUAGAUAUUUUAGGUGGAUAAACUUCACCUUCGGAACUCUGACAAGCUUAAGCAUCACAGUCAUGUAACGACGAUAUUUUUGGUACACUUGAGUUGGACAUGUGUCUCGAUCUUGAUUGUACUCUCGAGAUUUCGUGUCCGCAUCUUCUUGCAUCUGCAGUUGAUCAGCCCGGUAUACAGAUUGAACUAUAUACUGUACCUGGAGAUGGCAGAACAAAGCUGCAGGCCAAUAGGCCAUCAUCGUCGAUGGCUGCUUGGCGUGGCCGUUAAGUGCAACUUCCGCGGCUGCUGCUUCUUUCCACCUCGCGACCAAGUGAAUACGAGCUUGCCAUGUGAACAAAGCCUCCUACUCUUCUGCUCCAACUCGACGAUGGAGAAGCUGCUCGAGGUCUCCCGCCGCCUGGUCAUGCUGCUCGGCUGCGUGCUCCUCAUCGCGCCUUCUGGUUCUGGAUCCUCUGUCUUGGACGACGUGGCUGCGCUGCUUGCCUUCAAGAAGGCCAUCAUCGAGGACCCUCUUUCCAAGCUGUCGGACUGGAAUCCCACAGAGCCGGAUCCUUGUGCCUGGUCCGGCGUGACCUGCUCGCCGGACAACCGUGUGGAGAUUCUAAAUUUAUCAAGUUCAUCUCUCACAGGAUUCCUGGCACCAGAUAUUGGAUCCCUGAGUUCUUUGCAAAAACUUACAUUGGAUAACAAUACACUCGUGGGCUCAAUACCGAGAGAAAUUGGCAAGUUAAAGAAUCUUACUGUGCUGGACCUCAGUACAAAUCAACUAGUGGGUCCUAUUCCAAGAGAGAUCGGUGACAUGCAAAAGACCACAAAAAUAGACCUUCACGUGAAUUGGUUGAAUGGUGCUAUCCCUCCUGAGCUUGUCAAGUUGACAAACCUUGUGGAGCUACGAUUGAGUAAUAAUAGUCUUACAGGGACUAUUCCUGCAAGUAAUGACUCGAUCAUGGUGUCGACCAACAGAGAAGAUCAAAUUGGUUUGUGUCGGUUGUCUCAGUUAACUGACAUAGACCUCUCAUAUAACUUUUUGGAUGGAGAUGUUCCUACAUGUUUGAGGAAAAUCGAAAGAUCAAGCAUGGUAGGAAAUUGCUUCCAGAACAAUGACAUAAUAAACCGUCCUGUCCAGCAAUGUGAAAACAGCAAGGAUGGAGAUAAAGACAACACUAUUGGUGGGAGUGGGCAGAAAAGCUUGCUUCAACCCCUUUGGCUUCUCAUUCUGGAAGUUCUCACAGGAAUUUCAUUGCUUACUAUUUUAAGCCUUUGUGUCAUCACUUUUCUCAGAAGACGCAAUGCUAGAUCCUCCGGGAAUAGUGUUCCAUGGACAAGAGCUAUAAGCUGGAAGGAAAACACCGUGAUUUCAAUUGAUGACGACUUCCUUGGAAAUGUGCCAAAAAUAAGCCGGCAAGAGCUCGCGGAAGCUUGUGAAGAUUUCAGCAACAUAAUUGGGUCUUCCCAUGAGACAGUAGUGUACAAAGGAACUAUGAAGGAUGGCCGGGAAAUCGCUGUCGUCUCUCUAUCUGUUUCAGUACAUUACUGGACGAAUUACAUCGAGCUUUACUUUCAGAAGGAGGUUGUAGAAGUGGCCAGAUUGAGUCAUGAAAAUGUGGCGAAGAUGGUGGGAUACUCCAAGGACUCUAAUCCGUUCUCGAGAAUGCUAGUCUUUGAGUACCCAGCAAAUGGCACGCUCUAUGAGCAUCUUCACGACGGGGAAGGAUGCCAGCUAUCUUGGCCCAGGCGGAUGAAGAUAGCGCUCAGCAUCGCCCGCGUCCUCAGACACCUGCACACCGAGCUGCAACCUCCAUUUGCCGUCGCCACGCUGACCUCCAGUUCAGUCUACCUAACUGAAGAUUUCUCACCAAAGAUAAUCGAUUUCGAGAGGUGGAGAGCUCUCGUUGCCAAACCAGUUUUCGGCAACGGCUGCGUCGUCAACGGGAACGGGGGGCCUUUCAAUGGCAUCAUGGAUUCCCGGCACAUCCGUUUCAUGGACGUCCAGGCCAACACAUUCGCCUUCGGGGUGAUUCUGCUGGAGCUAAUAAGCGGCAAAGCCUCGCUCUCCAAAGAUACAGGAGACCUGUUGGACUGGGCGAGGGAGCACUUGGACCAGCCCGAGGAGUUCAGCAAGCUGGUGGACCCCAAGCUGCAGAGCGUGAGCCAGGAGAACCUGGGCAUCAUCUGCAACGCUGUGAACCUCUGCAUCGACUCCGAGCCGUCGCGGAGGCCCUCCAUGAACAUGAUCGCGGCCAUCCUCGAAGAAGGCGUCGACACGUCGACGGCCACCGCGCUCAGGAGUUCGUCAUUGGCGUGGGCACAGGCGGAGCUGGCCAUCUCGUAGAUGUCUUGCCGCUCUUUGUGUUUUAGAUUAUAGUUGCACAGUGAUUUUGAUCCAUGUCUGCUCCUUUUCGAUCUUCUUUGCCCUUUUCUUUUACGAUUUCGCAUCCGUCAUCUCGUCGACAUGAAUGUUCGUGGCAUUCGGUCGCAGUAUACGAUCGUGUACAGUGGUAGUAUAAACGGUAUUGCACGGACAAGAGAGUGGGUGAGUGGGUGAACCUGUGUUGGUUUUGAACAAAAAGUCAAAUCCAAAAUAAGUCAUGUGUGUUCGUCGA